AGGAGCAGUCAACAACUCAACCCUCUCUCUCUCUCCAUCCUUUCAUUUCCAUGGCUAGAAUUUAUCCUCAGAGCCCAUCUUCUUCUUCUUCUUCUUCUUCACCUCCUUCUUCUCCUUCUUCUUACAUGACUUCAAAGCGGGAGACCUUUACAGUGUGGAUGAAGUCGCUUGUGUACCAUGGAAAUGGCUGCACGGUUUUCGACUCCAAUGGCGAGAUAGUCUACAGGAUUGACAACUACAACACCAAAUGCAGCAGAGAAGUUCAUCUAAUGGAUCUCCACGGCAGGGUUCUCUUCUCCAUUCGCCAAAAGAAAUUAGCGGUUUUUGGACGCUGGGAUGGCUACAGAUUGGGCAACACAGAAGUGAUAGAUGAGGAAAUUCUGUGCUUUCGUGUUAAGAGAAGCCGGAAUGUUUUCAGAGGAGAUUCUAAUCACUACUGUGUUAAUCUGGCUUGUGAUCAGCCUGAAGAAAGCUGCUACAAAAUCAUAGCUUUACCUGGAAAAUCAACAUUCAAGAUUGUCAGUAGAUCAAGAUUAGUUGCAGAGGUAAAACAAAAGCAGGCUACAUCUGGGGUUGCUUUUGGAGAUGAUGUAUUGAGUUUGAUGGUGGAACCUCAUGUUGAUCAUUCUCUGGUUAUGGCUUUAGUGACUGUUUAUGGCUUGAUCAACCAGAAACUAUGAGAAGAUUUUUUUUUUUUUUUUUUUUGGUACUGAGUUAUACAUUUCUGUUUAUAUAUGUGAAAGAAACACUCACAGGAACCAAAGGAUACUGUAACCUGUUCAGAUCAGUAAAGUUCUAACAAUUUUUCUCA
Molecule: messenger RNA, 811 nt
Organism: Ipomoea triloba (trilobed morning glory)
Lineage: Eukaryota; Viridiplantae; Streptophyta; Magnoliopsida; Solanales; Convolvulaceae
Product: protein LURP-one-related 4-like
Exons: 3
Coding region: 51-680 (209 amino acids)
Source: RefSeq, a predicted model, not a curated record